Messenger RNA from Notothenia coriiceps (black rockcod), 2812 nucleotides. RefSeq names its product suppressor of cytokine signaling 1-like. The coding region runs from base 660 to 1409 and encodes 249 amino acids. Gene Ontology annotation, molecular function: 1-phosphatidylinositol-3-kinase regulator activity. Gene Ontology annotation, cellular component: phosphatidylinositol 3-kinase complex. NCBI's taxonomy places the organism in Eukaryota, Metazoa, Chordata, Actinopteri, Perciformes, Nototheniidae. The transcript is spliced from 4 exons. The record is from RefSeq and is a predicted model, not a curated record. Gene Ontology annotation, biological process: phosphatidylinositol phosphate biosynthetic process.
AAUGUAUAGGCUAAUAUUGCAUAUGUUAUAAAUUACAUUUUAACACAGACACACACACACAAACGCACACACACACACACACAAGAGGCCUACUGACAAUCACGUGAUUUAAAAGAAAUCCAAAAGCGAAAGCACCAGCACCUGAGUGCGUGCGUGUGCCCGUGAACGUGCCUAUCCAUGUGUUCGGCUUUUGUGCGGGCGCGUGUCAAUGAAACCGUCAUUGUGGAGCAUGUAACAACCAGUAACAACAAGUAGUUAAGUGUGUUAAAGUCUAACGGAUGACCAUCCUGCGGUUUUAGAGAGCAGCCCCGCCCCCCACAUUUCAAACCGAAAGUAAAACUGUUUCUCCACAAAGAGCUGCGACCUCCCGGCAGGGACAUGCCGAUUGAAGCUCACUGCUGCCCGGACUCCACACGGCUCUGACGCUCAGUCACUGCAGGAAGCUAAUCAAGUUAUUCGAUGACAGAUGGCUGUGCCUCUGUUCCCCUGUAACACUUUGAGACAAUGUUUUUAAAACCUGGAUUAAAGCAACAGGGAGUCUGAGAGAGAACGGAGAGGCAGAUGACCGACCAGAAAGGAGUCAGGGAUGGAGGAUCUGCCAGUUACGAAAAGAGAAACUCGUGCAACAGGUGUUCAAAAGGAGGAUUCUCCUUUGUAGGAUGGUCAGAGACAAUCUUGAUAGGAAAGUAGUACAGAGCAGAAAACAGAACCACGCAGCAGACACGCAGAACCAAAGCCAACCCCCCGAGGAACCUGCAGCCCCCGAGGAACCUGCAGCCCCAGAACGAGCCCGGAGCCCCGAGAGAGUUCAACCCGAGAGCCAAGAGCCGACCGAGAGGCAGCUCGAUUUACUGCUCUGGCAAAAACUCAACUCAAAUGGAGAACCAGGAAGCUUGUGCCAGCCACUCCCUGGAGCGGAUGCUGAGAGCUUGCCCUCACACCUCCGUCCAUUCAGCAGCGCAGCAGAGUACAGAUUAGUCAAACACACCUACCAGCAGCUCCGACACAGCGGCUACUACUGGGGAUCAAUGCCCAUGGAGGAGGCACACGCAAUACUCACACGGGCCCCACUCGGUACCUUCCUCAUCAGCGGCCAGACGGAUGUUUUCUUUACUCUCAGCUACAAAAGUGACGACGGCCCGACGAGUGUCCGUGUCCAGCUGAACCACCUGAUGUUCAGUCUCUACGGCAGCACCAGGACUUUUGAUUCAUUCUUUGCUCUGCUCACUUUUUACACCGGCUCAUCCUGUAAACUGACCUUUCCUUAUCGUAAGCAGCGUCCGGAGCACCUGACGCAGAUGUGCAGGAGGGCUGUGAUAGGCUUAUAUGGAGUAAAACAUUUAAGCACCUUACCGGGACUCAGUCCACAACUUAAAAACUAUGUUCUGUCGUACCCCUGUUGUAUAUAGAUGAUGUUUAUGUUGUAAGGUAAACAAAUAUUCUGUAUUUGUGUUAUUUUCAAUUUGAUAAAUAAGACAAAUACAGCCUAAGUAUUUUAUCUGCAAAUUGUUAAAAGGUUAUUUGCACACAUUUUCAUUUAUGCAUUUUACAAUGUACUAGUAGUUCAUAUUUUUUCAAGUUUUUCCUCAUUUACAUUCAACAAAUCCUGUGUAAAGGGCCGUCCACACAAAGAACAAUAUCUAUUACAAUAACUAUUUAUAUCCUGUAUUAAAAAAUCAAACAAUGUGCCGCCGUAUAGCUUAGUUGGUAGAGUUGGCCCCCUGUGGAGGACCCAGGUUCAAAGUCCAUUUCGCUUAUCAACGCUUGUGUGUCUCAAACAUAACUUGAAAUAUAUUAUUUUUUAUUUAACAAGAGCAAGAAGGAAAUUCAAGUACUUGAAUCUGUCAUUUCUGAACAGGAAAAAAAACUGAAGAUGUGAUGAUUAUGUAGCUCGUUAUGUAGAUGCAGGUUAUUUGUGAAUAAGUAGGCCUCAUAUAUCUUGUUAACAUAAUGGCAUGCUUUUUUACCUCAAAGUAAGCUUUGCGUUACUGUUAUCGAGAAUGUUAUCGUUGAUCAGUGCAGAUGCUCGCAUCGUUGUUUUAUAGUUGUAGUUGUGGUUGUUGUUGUGGCUGGCCUAAACUGCUUCAAUGAUACACCAGUUGUAACAUCCAUAAAAAUGUACAAGUGCUUGUGCUUCUGUUUAAAGCUACAUUAAUUGAUGUUUGGCCACUAGGGGGCAAAAAACAUCAAUAGAAGCCAACAUGUUACCAUCGUAAUAUGUUAUGGCUGAACAAUUAGCAAACCGUUAUUUGCUAACAGCCCCCUGAGGACUAAGAUGUUAACAACUUCUCUUUUUCAACUUGAUUUGAACAGAAGCCACGAGCCGCCAUGAUUGCAAUUAUGCUUUUUAAUCCUGUUAUCUCGCAGUUGUGAGUCAAUUAUCUCGUUAUGUCAGGACAAAGGAGUAUUUUUCUUUUCAUAAUGUGUUAAUUAUCUCAUUAUCUUAGGAAAAUAACAAGUAGGUUUCUCUCGAUAAUUGGACACAUAGGAAGCAAUAGAGUUUUUUUGGAAGUUAUUGAUGAAUCACAAAAUUAAAGUAUAUAACGUAGCCCAUCUUCUAAUCGGGCUAAUUUGCACGUUUAAUAUAGUAGACAGUAAACAAUAUCAGCUGGGUUACGUCUUCUGAAUAUCAUUUAUGUUAUACAGGCAACUUUUUGAUCCCAUUUAGUAUCCAGCAACUCCUAAAUAGUAUCUGUGUUUUUGCUAACUUUUUACUAGUGAGUUACUGGCUUCUAAGUUGGUGUUAAUGAGAGCACCAGAGACUCAAUAAGAAAGUAAGUCAAACAGAAACAAUCUGCUAUAAUACCUCAUU